GGCAGAGAGAAACAGGGGAAAUAUCGCAUUUUGGUUGAAGUAAAAUGGUUUUGUUUUGAAUAUGAAUUGUCAUGGGUCGUGGAUUGGCAGUUUGGCACUGACCAAUCCCUAGUAAAAGAAAAAAAAACGUCUUCAAAAUUACGACAAUUAUUAUCUGAUAAGCUGAGGGUAGUUAUAGAGAACAAGGACAUGGUUUUCUCUUCACUUCGCAGGUACUUUAGUAUGAGGCACCAAAGCUCCAAGGUUCAGGCUUUGUAUGAACAUUGCAAAACCAUCUUAUCGCCCUCUGGAUCACCCCCUCCUUCGUCCCAAGCUUUGCAGAAGCUUUCUUCGAUUCUGGACACUAUUCAACCUGCUGAUGUUGGCCUUAAAGAAGAAAUUGCAGACGAUGAUCGAGGGCAUGGAUUUUUUGGCGCUAAUGCACUUAGUAGAUUAGCUCGAUGGGCUCAACCAAUAACUUAUGUAGACAUUCAUGAAUGUGAUAGUUUUACGAUGUGUAUAUUUUGUUUCCCUACUUCUUCAGUUAUUCCUCUCCAUGACCAUCCUGGGAUGACUGUAUUUAGCAAACUUCUCUAUGGCUCUUUACAUGUGAAAGCUUAUGACUGGGUUGAGCCUCCCUGCAUCAUAGAAAGCAAAGAACCAGGAUAUGCUCAAGGUCUGACUUUAAGACUAGCAAAGUUAGCAGUUGAUAAGGUCUUGAAUGCACCGUGUGAUACAUCAGUUUUAUAUCCCAAACACGGUGGAAAUCUGCACUGUUUCACAGCAGUGACACCUUGUGCCAUGCUAGACAUUCUCACACCUCCUUACAGAGAAGAGGAAGGAAGGAGGUGUACAUACUAUCAUGAUUAUCCUUAUUCAGCAUUCUCAGUUGCAAAUGCACCUAUAUGUGACGGGGAAGAGGAGGAAUAUGCAUGGCUCACAGAGUUAGAAUCACCUAGUGAUCUUUAUAUGCGCCAGGGGGUAUAUGCUGGUCCAGCUAUUCAGCUUUAGCUCUGCUUGCUUGGAUUUAAAAGCAAUUGCUUGUUUCCUGCUGUGAAGGGUGGAUGAUAUUAAUGCCUGAAAAUAUACUUAUCCCAUUUUGCUCCUGGAAGCUAGUGACAAGAGGAUCUAAAAUGCUGAUGGAUGGAAUGUUCUGGUUUAUUUGUGCCUCCUUGUGCUGGAUGCAUAUUUUGAGCAAAGAUUUUCGUAAAUAAAUCUGCAUUUUCUCAUUAGCUUGGAACAACAAAUCUUUGCUAUAGUUACCAGUGGCUAUUGUGUUUCAUACCAUGUUCCCUCAUUGUUACAAGUUAUAGAUGUUCUGUCCCUGCACAUUAAUAUAAGCAUAAUUGUUUUGUAAUAAUUAUCAUAAAUAUGGUAUGUACAAAACGGAUUCCUGUGUAGCCGUAAUCAAGUAUGGUAAUACUUUUAGUAUAAUGGAAAAAGAUGCCCUGGCAUCAUCAGUCUGUGGGUUGCAAAUGACA
Glycine soja is the source of this 1460-nucleotide messenger RNA. Its product is annotated as plant cysteine oxidase 3-like. Bases 190 to 990 code for a protein of 266 amino acids. The record is from RefSeq and is a predicted model, not a curated record. The transcript has 5 exons. Gene Ontology annotation, molecular function: oxidoreductase activity, acting on single donors with incorporation of molecular oxygen, incorporation of two atoms of oxygen. Lineage: Eukaryota; Viridiplantae; Streptophyta; Magnoliopsida; Fabales; Fabaceae.